Messenger RNA from Biomphalaria glabrata, 3751 nucleotides. Its product is annotated as 3-hydroxy-D-aspartate aldolase-like. Gene Ontology annotation, biological process: D-serine catabolic process. The record is from RefSeq and is a predicted model, not a curated record. The transcript is spliced from 13 exons. NCBI's taxonomy places the organism in Eukaryota, Metazoa, Mollusca, Gastropoda, Planorbidae. Gene Ontology annotation, molecular function: D-serine ammonia-lyase activity. The coding region runs from base 646 to 1938 and encodes 430 amino acids.
UUUUAUUGAUAUGAUAUCACUUACUGGCUAUCUCAGAAAGUUUACAUCUAUUAACUUAUUAAGAACUAUAUGUAGAUUCUUAUCUAGAAGAAGCAAAGGUUAGGACAGUGGCUGAAGCAGUUCUACAUCUUUAGAUUUAGACACUUUAGUAGAUGACUGGAUGUCAAUAUGGAGCUACAACAAUUUAAGUGCGAUUUGGCUUAACAUAAAAUUUUAAAUGGGUGGUGUUGCCCUAACCGAGAGGCUAACAGACUUGUUCACUCUAUGCUGGGUGAAGUGCAUGGUCCCACCUGAACUUUGAGAUUCUGUAAUCAUAUCCCUGUAUACAAAAACUGCUUCAACUAUUGAGGCAUUACACUUCUGUCAGUAGCAGGAAAGAUCUUGCUCAACCAACUAACCCAUUCUUUAGAGGACGAGGUGUUAUCUGAGAGCCAAUGUGGCUUCAGAGCCAGUAGAGGUACACCUGACAUGAUAUUUGUUCUGCAACAAUUACAAGAAAAAUGAAAAGAGCAGAACCUAAACAUAUACGCUGCCUUUGUAGACCUCACCAAGGCUUUUGACACAGUCAGUCGCGAUGGCUAGGAUGCCCACCUACAUUCCUAUCCAAUCUCAAUCAGUUUCAGGAUUGGGCUAUGUCUAUGUGCCAUGAUACAUGUAGUGACUCAAAGACUAAAUCUUACUCUGUUGACUUCGAUGACAAAAUCAGAUACCAUUCUAAAUAAUCUUUGUGUCAAGGAUUUUAGAAGUGUACAGUCUCAAUAUUUUAGCACAAGUUUGCGUAAACUUCCAUUCAAGCAACAAUUUGAGUCAUUCAUCAGAAUGUUUUCUUCUAGACCACCAUGUAAUGUUGGUGAUUCAGUCACAGAUGUAGAGACCCCAGCACUUCUUGUCUGUCUUAAGAAGUUAGAGCAGAAUUUAAAUACCUUGAAGGAGGCCAUGAAGGCAUAUCCCAGUGUGAAACUCAGACCUCAUGCCAAAACUCAUAAAUGUGCCAUGCUAGCAAGACUGCAGAUUCAAUCUGGGGCAGUUGGUCUUUGUUGUCAGAAACUGACUGAAGCUGAGGCCUUGGUGCAAGGAGGAAUACAAGAUGUCUUACUUUCUAAUCAGGUGAUCAACAAGAAGAAACUGUUACGUCUAGCUAGUCUGGCAAGAAGUGCUCACAUCGCUGUAUGUGUGGACAGUGAGAGAAAUAUUGAAGACCUAAGUGAAGCAGCAAAAACAUUAGAUGUGAUGCUGGACAUUGUCAUCGAAGUAAAUGUUGGUGGUUUCAGGUGUGGUGUAGAGCCUGGCCCUGAUGUUGCUCGACUGGCAAAGAAGGUGAUGUCCCUGCCCAAUAUUCGGUUUAAAGGUUUACACUGUUACAAUGGGAGAAACCAACAUAUUAGAAGUUUAGCUGACAGGCAAGCAGCUGUUAAUGAGGUCAUUGAGAAAACAAAGUUGGCUUUAAGUGCACUAAAAGAGAGUGAAAUUGAAUGUAAUUAUGUGACAGGUGGUGGAACAGGAACAUUUCAUCUAGAGGCUGCAAGCGAAGUCUUCACUGAAGUACAACCUGGUUCUUAUGUUUUCAUGGAUGUAGAUUAUGGAUUGAAUCUUGAUGGUGAAGAGAAGUUUGUCUCAGAAUUUCAGCAAUCUCUGUAUAUUCUGAGUACAGUACAAAGUGUUGCUGAAAAUAGAGCAAUAGUAGAUGUGGGGCUGAAGGCUGUUAGUCUUGACUCUGGUGUUCCAACUGUUAAAAAUUCAGGUGAUCAAGUGUAUAUAAGUGGAGGGGAUGAACAUGGAGUUAUAGUUCCACCUGGGGAUUUAAAGGUUGGCGACCAACUCUGGCUGAUUCCAGGUCACUGUGACCCAACAGUUAACAUGCAUGAAUGGAUUGUGGGAAUGAGGGAUGGAAGGGUGGAAAGUAUUUGGCCAAUUGGUGGCAAAGGUCCGGGUAUUUAGAUUUAAUAUACUUAAUGAAAUUGUAUAAUUAGUAGUUCAGAUGUUGUGUUGGUUGCUAAUAAAAAGAUGGAUUUCUUUCUUAAUCCUACUAUAUUUGACUGACCACAGUAAUUACAUACCACUAUUGACCACUAUAAUCUAUUACAGAUUGUUUUUUGAAUUAAUUCAGUUUUACUUUGAUUUCUGUUAAAAAUAUUUAAAAUCUUUUUGGAUCAUUUCUGAUUUUUUUUGUUCAUUUUACUAAUAUUUUUUGCAAACUGAGAUUUACAUUAGUACAAGUUUUUCCCUUUUGCUAAAUAACAAAGAUUUAUUUUCUUUCCAAUUUUCAAAAUGAAAUGUAAAAUAAUAUGUACAUGAUAUACAUCAUUUAGCUUUUCUUUGCUUAGAGUUAUGUGUUAAUAACUUAAUUUGAAUCAGUCAAUUUUAAAAUUACUUUUGGUAUUCCUUGUUGUAUAAACAAGCAAGGGUAACCACUCUGUUUGAAUGCUCCUUCUUUGUAUGAGACUGGCUGAAUUUAUUUAUUAUUUUAUUUCUUAGUUGACUUUUACCUCAUUCUUUUUCAACUGAACCUUGGAGGAUGUCAUGCAACUCAUCCUAUAUGUGAGAAAAACAAAUCAGCUCAGGAAUGUUUUUGAAACAAAUCAGCUUAGGAAAGUUGAAAAAAAUCAGCUCAUGAAAGUUUUUCAAACAAAUCAGCUCAGGAUAGUUUUUUAAACAUAUCAGCUUAGGAGAGUUGAAACAAAUUAGCUCAGGAUAGUUUUUGAAACAUAUCAGCUUAGGAGAGUUGAAACAAAUUAGCUCAGAAGAGUUUUUGAAACAAAUCUGCUUAUGAGAGUUGAAACAUAGCUCAGUUUGAAACAAAUCAGCUUGUUCAUCAUGAGGGUUUUUUAAACAAAUCAGCUUGUUCCUCAUGAGAGUUUUGAUAGCUUUUUCAUGGAUCCUGUCUGCUGUGAGAUGAAGUUGUCCAGCUCCUACCUCUGCACUGAGACUAAUUCUAUCAAGUUGUCUAGCUCCUACCACUGCACUGAGACUAAUUCUAUCAAGUUGUCUAGCUCCUACCACUGCACUGAGACUAAUUCUAUCAAGUUGUCUAGCUCCUACCACUGCACUGAGACUAAUUCUAUCAAGUUGUCCAGCUCCUACCUCUGCACUGAGACUAAUUCUAUCAAGUUGUCUAGCUCCUACCACUGCACUGAGACUAAUUCUAUCAAGUUGUCUAGCUCCUACCACUGCACUGAGACUAAUUCUAUCAAGUUGUCUAGCUCCUACCACUGCACUGAGACUAAUUCUAUCAAGUUGUCCAGCUCCUACCUCUGCACUGAGACUAAUUCUAUCAAGUUGUCUAGCUCCUACCACUGCACUGAGACUAAUUCUAUCAAGUUGUCUAGCUCCUACCACUGCACUGAGACUAAUUCUAUCAAGUUGUCUAGCUCCUACCACUGCACUGAGACUAAUUCUAUCAAGUUGUCUAGCUCCUACCACUGACCUAACCCUAACCCUAACCACUGACUGCACUGAGACUAAUUCUAUCAAGUUGUCUAGCUCCUACCACUGCACUGAGACUAAUGAUAUCAGUAUCAUUAUAGUGGAAUAUUGUUUGGCUGGCAGAAAAACCUCUCAUUGGUUGUUUACCAUCCAAACAUAUAUAACACUAACUCCAAUCUAGUGCAAACCCCAGAAGAAUAAGAAAAUAAAAUGUGUUCAACAGUAGAAUGGGAGGUUACUAUGCAUUUGUUAUACAGAGUUUUAUUUUAUGGAAAAAAAAAAUAUUUUAUACUUUUAAUUUUUCAAAUAAAAUCGUAGAAAAAAAUAA